UCCCGGCGCUGAAUAAAAAAAAAGUUUGUUUUGUCCGCGAGGAGUUUCUGCAUGAUCACAUUUUCCAGUUAAAACUCGCGUGUAAUCGGCCUUCAAAUCCACAAAUAUGGACGAUCCAGAGCUCGAGGCGAUCCGCCAGCAACGUUUGCAGCAGAUGCAGGGCUCCAAUCCGGAGCAACAGAAGGCCCAGCAGGAACAGCGGCAGGCACAGGAAGAGAUGAAGAAUUCGAUGCUAGUUCAGCUGCUGGAUCAGGAUGCACGUGCCCGAUUGAAUACGCUUAAGCUGAGCAAACCGGAGAAAGCACAGAUGGUGGAGGGCAUGAUCAUUCGGAUGGCCCAAAUGGGACAGAUCGGAGGGCGGCUGGACGACGCCAGUCUGGUGAAGCUACUGGAGAGUCUUAACCAACAGAUGCCUCGAAGCAAUUCUACCGUCAAGUUCGAUCGACGCCGAGCAGCUAUGGAUUCCGAUGAUGACGAUGAUGAUUAUGGUAUAUGAAAAGGCCCCCGUUGAGAGUGAUCACCUUCCUUCACCCACGCUCCGUGUCAUCUUGUGUGUUCGCUUAGCUGAAUAAAAGAAAGCAACAAAUACUCUCUCAACACGAGUGGGGGGUGGUUGGAUUAAAAAUGAG
Molecule: messenger RNA, 629 nt
Organism: Anopheles aquasalis
Lineage: Eukaryota; Metazoa; Arthropoda; Insecta; Diptera; Culicidae
Gene: PDCD-5
Product: programmed cell death 5
Cellular component (GO): cytosol; nucleus
Molecular function (GO): DNA binding
Source: RefSeq, a predicted model, not a curated record